This is a messenger RNA of Cicer arietinum (chickpea), 1424 nucleotides long. RefSeq lists its product as uncharacterized. NCBI's taxonomy places the organism in Eukaryota, Viridiplantae, Streptophyta, Magnoliopsida, Fabales, Fabaceae. Gene Ontology annotation, cellular component: membrane. The record is from RefSeq and is a predicted model, not a curated record.
CAUCCAUAUCCAAAUUUCCAAAAUCCAUUCCAAAUAUGUCGGUUAAUUGCACAUUGUUGAGUGAAACCAACGCGUAACGAAAUUACAAAACUAACCUUUCCGAUCUGCUUCAUCCUCUUCUCCCAAACUCUGUUCCCAACAAACAUUUCAUCUCUUAAUCCAACAAUUUCAAUCAAACACCUGAAUCCAUUUUCAUGGCUUAAAACUUAGAAAGAAAAAAACAGUGCAUUUUUCAGUUGAAAAAGAUACAGAGAAAUAGAAACUUCAAACCUGGCAAAUCUUGGGGGAUUGAGGGCUCGAUCUUCGUUGAAGCAACCUUCCCCUGAUUUCAACGACGAGGACGAAGAGUGUAGACCUUGGCGUCGAAGAAUCACUAUGGCUUUUUCCUGGGCUUCUGCCUUCAGGAUCACACUUCUUCUUCUUCUCUUUGCUGCUGUUAUCAUCGCUUGUUUCACUCUCCCUAUUGAAAAGAUUAUGAAGGACUUCUUAAUAUGGGUUGAUCGUGAUCUUGGGCCAUGGGGUCCACUUGUUCUGGCCGUUGCUUACAUUCCUUUGACUGUCUUGGCAGUUCCAGCUUCAGUACUUACUCUUGGUGGUGGUUAUCUUUUUGGGCUUCCUGUGGGCUUUGUUGCUGACUCUAUUGGUGCAACUGUUGGAGCAGGAGCUGCAUUUCUUCUCGGUAGAACAAUUGGAAGACCAUUUGUUGUUUCUAGGUUGAAGGAUUAUCCACAAUUUAGAUCAGUGGCAAUUGCAAUUCGGAGAUCUGGCUUUAAGAUCGUAUUACUGCUCCGGCUUGUUCCACUGCUACCAUUUAACAUGUUAAAUUAUCUGUUGUCGGUGACUCCUGUUUCAAUUGGGGAAUACAUGCUAGCUUCCUGGUUAGGAAUGAUGCCAAUAACACUGGGACUAGUAUAUGUUGGAACAACUCUUAAAGAUCUUUCUGAUGUGACACAUGGUUGGAGUGAAUUUUCAAAGACUCGAUGGGCAUUUAUCAUUAUUGGUCUCGCAAUAUCGAUGGUUCUUAUGAUAUGUGUUACUAAAGUAGCCAAGUCUGCUUUGGAUAAAGCCUUGGCCGAAAACGAAGACAUCGACGGGACAUCCUCACCGGAGUUACCUGUGGUUGCUGAACCAUCUUCAAAUCUCAACCAACCACUCAUUAUUAAGAUAGAUUCUACUGAAGACAAUCAUGAAAAGUAAAUUCAUUUUUUGUGUAAAUUCUUUCUUUCUCUCCUCAUAGUUGAUGUUUUUUUUAUAUUCAUGUUCAAGAGAUAGCUACCAGCUCCCUCCUAUUUAAUUAUGAUUUGUACAGUUCCAACAUUAGAAAUAUAGUUUGUAACAGGAAUUUUUAAUCCUACAAUCAAGACGACAUUAUCAACUAUGACGAAAAAGUUCAUGCUAAUAUGAAUAAUUCCUAAUUCUCUCCA